This is a messenger RNA of Anoplopoma fimbria (sablefish), 3099 nucleotides long. RefSeq names its product S100P-binding protein-like. The transcript is spliced from 6 exons. The record is from RefSeq and is a predicted model, not a curated record. Gene Ontology annotation, cellular component: cytosol; nucleus. Gene Ontology annotation, molecular function: calcium-dependent protein binding. The coding region runs from base 120 to 1430 and encodes 436 amino acids. Lineage: Eukaryota; Metazoa; Chordata; Actinopteri; Perciformes; Anoplopomatidae.
UCUUGUAUCAAGCUCUGGUGCGCGCGGCCGAGAGAGAUUGACACUUGGGUGACGAGCAGCAGGUAGUUGUAGUUUACAGGUAGUUGUAGUUUUCAGUUGGCUGAUUUUGGACAAGAGACAUGGAUAAAAAUACACAAACCCCGACAAACAACGUUUUCAAUGGGCUUGAACUGGGAAAGCCCUUGAAACCUCUGUCUAUAUAUUCUAGGAUGAUCUUCAGUGAGCAAGAGGCCGGUCUCCAACAGAUCAAGUCCUCAAACCCUUUUAUAAAUUUUAAAAUUGAAGUGGUAAAUAUUUGUGCCAACAAAAGAAAAUUGGAGUUUUCAAGCUCUGAUGAUGGCUAUGAGACUCCAGCAAAAAAGGACUGCAGUCCACAGGAUUUGUCGCCGGACCUUGGGUGUUUCAUGGACUACUGCAGCCCUCCUGCAACAGAGGACUCAGUGUCACCUUUUUCCAUCUCUAGUCCCGAAUUGUUGGAUGAGACAAAAACUGUCAGGCGUGAAGUAAUAGAAAGUGCCGGUUCCCAGCUACACUUGGAGCAUGUGGCAUGUGGGUCCUCAGCAGAGCCAGGCGUUGAUAAGGGGUCCGUACCAGACCGUUUGGUGUGUCAGAAGGUCCUCUUAAACCUUGCACCUGCCUUUGACUGUGAUGUUGAAGACAUCUUGUGUCUCAAUCCCUAUGGCAAUGUAGAGAGCUGCCAAAGUCCAAGUAGAAACACAUUUCAAUACAAUGUGUCUCCUAUUGUGAGCGGGCCAGUGUUGGAGUCUCAUACCUCUCAUGUAGAGCCUUUAGAAGGUGAUGUUGAAGAGGCAUGGAACAUUGGUUCCCCCAUAUUUGAGUCAUCCAUUUCUCAAGCCGCACUUGCUGGAGAGGACGACACUUUAGACACUUCUUAUGAGACUACAUUACCCCUCCAAGUUAAGGUGAAAUCAGUUGUUGUGGCUCUCAGUCAGCAGACCUCCAGCGGUAAAACAGCAGCGCGUGUCCUCUGUCAGAGCAGACCGCUAGGCCCAACGUGCCGCGCCCAGAUGAGGACAGAGUCCCAGAGACUGCCAAAUGUGUUAGCAGUGCCAGGAUUCAAAGGUUAUGUCUCUUUCAGGCCGGCGAUCUUUGACAAGAAGGGGGACUGGGAGCGUGAGAAGCAGCUGUAUGUCCAGUCAGUCACCAGACACAUGAAAGAGCAUAAAGGAGAUAAUCAAGAUGUCAUGACUGAGCUGAUGACCUUGAUGACCCACGUGGCUGACCAGAAACCAGGCACUGAUGGAAGACGGUGGCAGCAUCCCUCUGAUCUCACACGCAGGAACUACCAGACACGGUUUGGAAACGACACUCCAAAAAUGACCCUCCAUGAAUGGCAUACCAAGAAUGGUCCAGAACACAAGCGCUUUGCCGAGGUCCCAAAAAUGUUUCACAGGAGUCAGUUUCCCUAAAUUGGGAUUUGACAGACUUGUAAUCCGAUUGCACUUAACCCUUUAUAAGAACUCCACAUGCUGGACUUGGUCCUAUAAAACCCAAUGUUACACCAGGUACAUAUUGGACCUCGUAUCAAUGUUUGCACUGUUCUUCUUUCUUAGUUGAAUCUUUGCUCUGUGUGUUUCUGGUUUGUCAGUUUUUUUCUUUCAACUAUGCAUGUCCCUGUAUAAGAAAAUGAAUGCAUGUUUUUGAUGUUGUGCAAAUUAUGCUUAGGAACAAGCACUCAAGGGUUUCAAGCAUGUUAAAUUCCUUGCAUUUUUUUUACUAUAUUUGAAACUAUGCAUGUUUUUAUAUGUAUUUAAGUAUGUUUUGUACCACUGUUUGAAAUGUUGUACAUUUAUUUCUUCGUUGUGAGUGCGAAUGUAUUCCCCAUUCAUGUAUGUGAUUAGAACCGUCCAGGCCCGCACUGAAACCUUUCUUAUCUGUUCCUGUUGAUUUCUUGCCUCUUGGACCCAAUAUAACCUCACAUCUGUUUCUGUAAAUAUUUCUGAAAAGCUAGCCGAAUUCAAAGUUAUACAAUUGAAAAAAAAAUUUGGCCAGGCAUAUUGGAUGACAUUAUAUGAAGUUUUACGGUUACGUAGUCCAUCCUUGUACAACUUGUUGUGUUAAGAUUGGAGGGGAACAAGUUGGUGUAAGGUAUAGAGAAGUGUAAAGAAGAGUCAUUUGCUGUGUACGUGUAUUAUGUAAAGCUGGAAAUGUUAAGUCCAGCCCUGCAUACAAACCUCUAGAGAGUCGUGUAAAUGAAUAUCCCUGCACUUACAACUCAAAAUCGAGGAAACUGACACAAAUAUUGGAUUGCUUCUUUUUAUGACAUGACAGUGAACACAACUUUGCAUUUAUAAUGUGAUUUAAUAUAUUCCAUGUAGGGGAAGGCUUAAAUUGUUUGUUUUUGUGCCUCACACGUUGGCAUGGUGUUAGCAGGAAAGUGAUUGUUUAUUAAGGUCAGUUCACCCUCUUUUUAUAAACAUUUUUCAACCAUACCCUAAAGUGUACUGGGGGAAAAAUGUGUCCCGGCUAAUCUGGAUAGUCCACAGACCUCUGGGCACUUAAAUACUUUUAUUAUACCUUUUUUGGAAUAUAUAAUGGUUUUGGAUGAAAACUGUUCCCCACAACACAAGGUCUGUGAAUUGUGACAAACCCAGAAACCCUGCCCUUUGAGCUCUUUCCAAAAAUGUAUGAGCACCACAAACAAAAUUCCUUUGUACCUCCUUUUUGUGAGGUCAGCAGAAGACUCGGUGGUUAUUUAAAAACCUGAGCAGGAACUAAACAUGACCACUAAAGGGUGCACUGUAAAAAUGUUUUUAGCUAUUUGUGUGAACUGACCUUUUUAAUUGCAGAGCGGCAGUGAUCACAGUGUACUCUCAGCUGCUUGGAGGAUUAUCUGCACUGAAGGUGUCUUUAAACCCUGUAAUAUUGUUAAAAAAAAAGAAGAAAACAUGUAAGUGCCAAAAGUGCUGAGUGGCUUAGACAUCGCUGCUGAUGAGGUAUUCUUCUCAUAAUAAAGCCUUGCAUGUUCAACACUACAGUUGUCAUCCCCUCAGUUUACUUUGCACAGGUACAGGCUGACAGAAGUGACCCAAAGGAACCCAAAUACAUGGAACUUAUCAGCACAGAUCCCAUCCGUUA